GAUCCAUGUAAUGGGAGAUUUCGGCUGUUGGAUCUGGCUUGGAUAUCUUCUCUUGCCCGUCUUGGUCCUGGGUACUCAGGACAACGGGAAGGUGAUUCACAUCAACAAGAUCCACCACCACCCGCUCCGGGUCGGCCUUGCGGAGCCCGUGGCUCUUCCUUGCCUCUUCCUCUUGCAACCGUCCGCCUCCCUUGGGCCCAAUGCGCCGUCCGACCCGCCGCGCAUCAAGUGGAGCAAAGUGCAGUCGGCCACAGGGCAGCCGGAGGACGUCUCCGUCCUGGUGGCCAAGGAUAACGUGGUGAAGAUCUCCAAGGGCUACGAAGGAAGGAUCUCACUGCCGGGAUAUCCCCACCGCCGCUACAAUGCCACCCUUUUGCUUUCGGCCGCCCGGGCCAGCGACGCUGGGCUUUAUCGCUGCGAGGUAGUGGCCGGGAUCCAUGACGAACAAGAUUUGGUGCCUCUGGAAGUCACAGGUGUGGUUUUCCACUACCGGGCUGCCAGCAACCGCUACGCACUGACCUUCUCGGAAGCGCAGACGGCCUGCGAGGAGAACUCCGCCGUCAUCGCCUCCCCAGCCCACCUCCAAGUGGCGUUUGAGGACGGGUUCGACAACUGCGAUGCGGGAUGGCUCUCCGACCGCACUGUCAGGUAUCCCAUCACCCUUUCGAGGCCUGGCUGCUACGGAGACCGCAACAGCCUCCCGGGAGUCCGGAGCUAUGGCGAAAGGGAUGCCGAAGAAGCGUACGACGUCUAUUGCUACUCGAAGGAGCUUCAAGGAAAGGUAUUUUAUGCCUCCAGCCCCGGCCAGCUGACGUUUCCGAUGGCCCAAAAGUACUGCCUGAGCCGCGGGGCUCAGCUGGCUACCACGGGACAACUGUACCUCGCCUGGAGGGAAGGGUUGGAUCAGUGCGACCCGGGCUGGCUCGCCGACGGAAGCGUCCGUUAUCCGAUCCGGAUGCCCCGGAAGAAGUGCGGCGGGGAGGAGCCCGGGGUGAGGACCGCCUACCAGUUCCCGAACCGGACAGGUUUCCCGGAUCCGGCAUCAAAGUUCGAUGCCUACUGCUACAAAGCCCGUCAGCCGGCCAAGAAACCAGGUGGGGUGGCAUUAGGGGAAGGCCACGGGGCAGUGGUCCACAAGCCCGCGGAUCAGGACUCGGAGGGAAGCCACAAUUCGGGGAUCGAGAACAUCCUGGUGGAACACGAGGCCGAGCUGCCGUUGCUGACUCAGAACGACCUUUUCCCCAAGGAGAAUGACGAGUUGGUCAUGUCGGGAGAUACCAGAGAGUUCCCCCGGGACCCAUACAGCCCCUUACACAAGGCGUCCGUGCCACUGCUGGAAGAGGACGAGCAGCUCCAAUUAGUGACAGAAAUGUGGGAGGAGAGCAGAACAGCGCCGAAGAUACCUCUUCCGGAUGGGGAUGAUAAAGGCGGUUCUCCGGAACCACCCAGCGUCUCUUUCCCGGGCAACCCGGACGAAGAACAGCAGUUCAGUAGGGGCGACCUAAUGCCAACCGACCACCCCAAGGAUAGUGACGGCAGUGAAAUCAGCAUCACCGAAGAGUCGGCUAACGCUGGCCAAACUUUAGGCAUAUCCCCUUCUGUGGAAGGCUCCGAAGAUGACUUUCCACCCGAAGCGGUCACCCAUCCCGUCUCCCCAACCUGGCUGCAUGGGACCCCUCGUAGGUUGAUUCCCCAAGAGACUGUGUCUCCCGGCCCACCGCAGCCCUCCCAUACCCACAUCCCGAAGGGGCGUGCCGUGAGCCCCACUUCAGCCCUUGACGUGACUCACUCCGCUUCAACCGUGGCCACGUCUGCUGGAAUACCCGAGUCGACCCGGAAGACCGUUUACACGGGAUUGAACGGGCGCUAUUUCCAGCGAUGGCGAGAGGAAGAUACGGGCCGUGACGGGGAAGCCGAAGGGAGUACAGCGUUGCCCGCGGCACAGCCGGUCUUAGCUUUGGCGGUGCACAAAAUGGCAGACAAUUCCAUCGAGGCCUCGGCGAGGGUGGAUCCCAGCCCUGCCUCUGCCCUCGGAGGCGGCGUGAGCUACGCGCUCUCUAACGAAGUGGAAGAGAACCGCGAUCAGCGUUUGACCCGACCUGACCAAAGCUGGCGGCUGAAGGCCGACUCCCUGGUCGCCAUAGAAACCACCUCCGUGGUACCCGCACGUCCCAACCCAGCCGGUGGCUCCCAAGUUCAUUUGAAAACCUAUCAGGCACAGACGCUCUCAGGGUUACCAGCGCCUGAGAAUCGAGGCCACCAAGAGAUAACUUUAUCUCCCGUUUCUUGGCUUUGGAAAGACGCCAGCGUUGAAAAAACAAGCCAAAGCCACCAUACCCCGUCUACGCCAGAAAGCCAGGAGGGGACCACUCACGAAGUGCCUCCUCACACAUCAACACCAACCGUGUCCAACGGGAUGCUUUGGCCUCCAGAGGUUGCCGUGACAACAGGAGGGACCAGCAUCCGAGGGGACUACCCGCAGGGGAUGACACAGGCCGGGGACAACAGGGACGGUUUCUCAGGCAACGGGGACGUGACUCCAAUGAUGCCGCACGUCCCCCACGCCGACGAGGCGAGCGGGGAGACCGACGACACCUCUCGAGAGAGCCAGGCCGAGGCUGUGAGCUUCAUGCGGGAGCUCCCGGAGCCUAGUCUGACGGCCGAACAAAACCCGCCGGGGGUUGCUCCGGGACAAAUGGAGCCGUACGCCCCGCAUUUGACGAAGACGAGCGCCCCCGACGGGGCAGGAGAAGACGGAGUCUUGAAGCAGGGCAGCCGACAUCUGGAGGGGUUGGCUGAGUUGAGGGGGCGGGGAGCCGUCACCCUCUCGCCCGAGGACGUCCCCUGCCCGACGGCAGGCGACACCCCCCUGCAAACGGCACGGCUCCUCUCCAGAGAAAACGGUCCAUGGUUGGCGGUUGACAUCGGUGGCCACGAUGGCGAGGAGUCUGCCCAGACUGCCCCUGAGGAAAAAGCAAGUCUAGCGCCCGUGGAUAGCUCUGCACCGACUGAAGUCCUGGAGCGGCCAGAGACGCAAGGCGGCUGGGAGGUGGUCACAAUCAGCCACAAUCGCCGCGGGGAGACCCCGCUCCCUGAAGGUAUCAGCACAGCGGGAGGCGGCCCCUGGCAAGCCGGAAGCACACCUGGGCUACCCGUCAGCAGCGCAGCGGACGGUUUAUCAUCUCCUUGGGCUAUUCCACUCAAGGUGAUGAACGAAGAGGAGCCAACGCCAGGGAGGAAGCCCGGAGAGGGGUCUUCCUUGCCCCCCCAAAGCACAUUGGACCCUGUGCAUCUCCAACAUCAGUCCCUGGAGUCCGGCACCUUGAUUCCACCCCCAAGCUCCGCACCCUCCAUCUCUCCCAGCGGGGAUGCCUCGAGGGACGAUGAAGGCUAUCUCUCCACUGUCCCGGGAGGGUUUCUCCCGAUGGAGACCGACAGCGGGAGUGGAGAGGAGAAAGGGGGUGACCCCGGAGUCAGACGGGUGGAAGGCUUGCCUUGGAUGGAGGAGGCCAACGCCAGCUCACUCGCUGAUACGGACCCUUGCGAUAACGAUCCGUGCCUGCACGGCGGGACCUGUCAAUCCAGCGGAAACAUUUCCAGCUGCAACUGCCCGCGAGGCUUCACGGGAGAGAACUGCGAAAUAGAUAUCGAUGACUGCUUGUCCAGCCCAUGCCAGAACGGCGGCACCUGCAUAGACGAGAUCAACGCCUUCGUGUGCCUCUGCCUGCCCAGCUAUGGCGGCAGCUUGUGCGACCGAGACACCGAGGGCUGCGACCACAACUGGCACAAAUUCCAGGGCCACUGCUAUCGCUACUUUGCGCACCGGCGCUCCUGGGAGGACGCGGAGAGGGAUUGCCGCCGACGCUCGGGUCACCUGACCAGCAUCCAUUCGUGGGAGGAGCACAACUUCAUUAACAGCUUUGGGCACGAAAACACUUGGAUCGGCCUCAACGACCGUAUUGUAGAGCAGGAUUUCCAGUGGACCGACAACACAGCGUUGCAGUACGAGAACUGGCGAGAGAACCAGCCGGACAAUUUCUUCGCGGGCGGCGAGGACUGCGUGGUGCUGGUGUCCCACGAGACGGGGAAGUGGAACGACGUGCCGUGCAACUACAACCUGCCGUACGUCUGCAAAAAGGACACGGUGCUGUGUGGUCCUCCCCCCAUGGUGGAAAACGCCUACCCCAUUGGCAAGAAGAAGGAGAAGUACAGCGUUCACUCGACGGUCCGCUACCAGUGCGAGGAAGGCUUCCUGCAACGGCACUUGCCCACCAUCAAGUGCCACGUCAACGGGAUGUGGGACAGGCCCCGGAUCCUCUGCACAAAACCCAGACGCUCCCACAGAACCCGGCGGCACCACCGCCACCGCCACCAGCACCACCAGCACCACCGCCACAAAUCCCGCAAGGACCGGAGGAAACGUCCGAAGCAGCACCCGAAGCGGGACUGGACGGAGGACGACGGCAACUACUUUUAACGGCAGGCCCCCGACGAAAGCACAAGCUCCGCCCCAUUCCCCGUCCCCCCCCAACCCUUCCUGACCUCCCUUUGGCCCA
Molecule: messenger RNA, 4556 nt
Organism: Elgaria multicarinata webbii
Lineage: Eukaryota; Metazoa; Chordata; Lepidosauria; Squamata; Anguidae
Gene: NCAN
Product: neurocan
Exons: 16
Coding region: 11-4477 (1488 amino acids)
Biological process (GO): glial cell differentiation; skeletal system development; cell adhesion
Cellular component (GO): synapse; perineuronal net
Molecular function (GO): hyaluronic acid binding; calcium ion binding
Source: RefSeq, a predicted model, not a curated record